CCCCUUUUCUGUCCUGCUCCAGGAGCCGGGCUUCUUCUCCCUCAGUGCCUCGGAGGAGGGGACAGCGGCACCAUGGCCCCCAGUACGGCCAUCCGCCAGACUUGUUGCUGCUUCAAUGUCCGCAUCGCCACCACUGCCCUGGCUAUCUACCAUGUGAUCAUGAGUGUCUUGCUGUUCAUCGAGCACUCCGUGGAGGUGGCGCACGGCAAAGCCUCCUGCAGAUUCUCGCAGGCGGGCUACCUCCGGAUCGCUGACCUGGUCUCCAGCUUCCUGCUCAUCGCCAUGCUCUUUGUCAUCAGCGUGAGCCUGCUGAUGGGUGUGGUCAAGAACCGGGAGAAGUACCUGCUGCCCUUCAUGUCCCUGCAAAUCAUGGACUACCUGCUGUGCCUGUUCACCCUGCUGGGCUCCUACGUGGAGCUGCCGGCCUACCUCAAGUUUGCCUCCCGGAGUCGGGCUCACCCCUCCAAGGUCCCACUGAUGACCCUGCAGCUGCUGGACUUCUGCCUGAGCAUCCUGACCCUCUGCAGCUCCUACAUGGAAGUGCCAACUUAUCUCAACUUCAAGUCCAUGAACCACAUGAAUUACCUCCCCAGCCAGGAGGGAAUGCCUUAUAACCAGUUCGUCAAGAUGAUGAUCAUCUUCUCCAUCGCCUUCAUCACCGUCCUCAUCCUGAAGGUCUACAUGUUCAAGUGUGUGUGGAGAUGCUACAGACUCAUCAAGCACAUGAACUCAGCUGAGGAGAAGAGCAGCUCCAAUAUUCUGGAGAAGGUGGUCCUGCCGUCCUAUGAGGAGGCUGUGUCUCUGCCACCCAAGACUCCGGAGGGGGGCUCAGAGCCGCCCCCGUACUCCGAGGUGUGAUGGUGCCCGGCCCCAGCCCUGGUGCUGGGAGAGGCGGAGCUGCCUCGAGAUCCGCUUCUUUGCUUCGGCGGCCCCCGCGGCCUGGGUGGACCACCCGGCUGACUUCCGGACAAUCUGCUUGUGUACCCCUCGCUGGCCUGCUUUUCCCGUGGGGCCUGGGAGACGCUCACGAUCGGGUCAACGCUUCAGGCUGAAUGACUCGUAAGGAUUCAGUCCAACAACACUUGGCUUGUUCGAUCAGCUCUGGCAUUUGUUUCAACAAUUGGUUAUUCUAAAUUCGUUGUGCUUGGUUCGAUAAUUUUCAGCGUGACCAGUUUAACCGAGUGGCUGGCAAAUUUAAGAAAAGCACACCUGUCAGUUCAGUACAGCGAUUUGGUCAGACCGCAGUAGCGCGCUGCCCUGGUUUGUAAAUAGUCAGUUUGCACCGCACUUUAGUGAAGGGGCCCUCAGUUAGUCCUCCCCACCAGAGCCACAGUUCAAGUUCUGCCAAUGGCAUGCUUAGAUAAUGACCGAGUUGGCUAACCCAGUCGAUUUAGAAUAGGGCUUACAUUUGGUAAUUAAAAAAAGUCAGAUUAUCCCCCACACCAUACAGUUCACCCCAACACAGUAACUGGCUGCCCACUCUGAUCAAUUCGGUAGUGCCAAGUGGCUGGAUAAUUGUUCAUUCAAAUGAAAAUUCGGUCAGACAGCUGCCAGACCAUCGUUCAAAAGCUAGCUCCAGGAAAUGGCAGUAGUUUUAACCAUCAAACAGUCCCUGCGAACACGUGUUGUUUUGCUUAAGAGCUGUCACCGUCAGCACGUGGUGAGAACAGUUGCACGUGGUCAGAGCAGCCACACAGCAGUGGACUGCGUGAAAUAGGCCGCCCCCACCACGGCCAGCCGUCUCCGGUCACGCACUGCCAGUCCGCUCCACAGCCCAGUCCACCCGCCGCCAGUCCGGUUGUCAGUGACCCAGUUCUGCCCGAAGCUCGUGGUCACACAGAAACUCAGCCCUGAAAUCAAGCGAAUCUGUUUGUUGGACUAAAUCCACAUGUUAGUUCAGCCAAAACAGGCAAACCCUUUGUGGGUGCAGACCUUGCCACUUGGGCCGGUGUUGGAGCUGCCGGGAAAGGUGUGGCCCCAACACCCCCUCUUUUGCUUGCUUCCCGGAGGGCUGGGGUUCCUGAGGGAGCUGACCCAGAGGUGGAGAUGGGGCCCCAGAAGAGGGCUCUCCGGGGUCUUUAGUGGGGUACAGAGGGGGAGGUCUGUGCAAGAGGCUCCCUGCCCAUACUCGCUCACACAAUUGCUUUGUGUGUGACGGGGAAGAUGUUUCAAUAAAACAGCGACAUGCUUC
This is a messenger RNA of Phyllostomus discolor (pale spear-nosed bat), 2191 nucleotides long. It is a transcript of the gene LAPTM5, whose product is annotated as lysosomal protein transmembrane 5. The transcript is spliced from 8 exons. Bases 73 to 858 code for a protein of 261 amino acids. Gene Ontology annotation, cellular component: lysosomal membrane. The record is from RefSeq and is a predicted model, not a curated record. NCBI's taxonomy places the organism in Eukaryota, Metazoa, Chordata, Mammalia, Chiroptera, Phyllostomidae.